Molecule: messenger RNA, 708 nt
Organism: Ornithodoros turicata
Lineage: Eukaryota; Metazoa; Arthropoda; Arachnida; Ixodida; Argasidae
Exons: 1
Coding region: 1-708 (235 amino acids)
Source: RefSeq, a predicted model, not a curated record
AUGGGCGAACCUCAGACCCCCCAGACCGCUCACGGAGACGGAGUUAGCCCUCACGAUGGAGGUUCCGGCACGACAUCGUCCACUCGAGCUCCGACAAUUUCCACGACUACGACCCUACGACUUCCGUCGUUUUGGAUCGAGAAUCCAAAGACCUGGUUUCGACACGUCGAAGCGCUAUUCAAGGCCCGUCGCAUCCGGAACCAGAUGACGAAGUACUGUGAAGUGGUGCCGCUUAUCCCCCCGGAGUUCAUCGACGACAUUGAUGACGUUCUUUCGUCGAUACGGCCUGACAACUCGUACGAUACGUUGAAAUCUGCCAUUGUCUCGCGCACGACGGUUUCGGAGCGAGCGAGGAUACAGCAGCCCCUUACGACUGAGGAGCUUGGUGACCGCCGUCCGUCGCAGCUCCUGCAUUGGAUUAGACAGCUCCUGGGAGAUCGAUCAGGCGACAACUCCGCGAUCCUCCGCGAGCUCUUCCUCAACCGACUUCCGCUAGAUGUACGACUCAUCUUGGCUGGGAACGACGAUGUUGCCUUAGACCGUUUGGCCGACCUCGCUGACCGCAUCACAGAUUAUGCUUCAGCCGGCGUGGCAACAGUGCGUUCCCCUGCCGCCGCGCCGCCUCCGGCGACUAGCGAACUGGAAGGUGCCAUCGCCCGUUUGGCGGGAGAGAUGGAAAAAAUGUCGACGCAACUGGCUGAUCUGUAA